AUGAGAGACUUGUUCGGCCAGUUGGAGGGAGCUAUAAAAAAAUCUCACACCAGCACAACAACAGAGCAGAGCGCUACGGCAGCACGCACCGUCGUCGGCUCUCACCAUCCAAGGAAUCCUCAGCUCGUUGGCUCCGUCCCGGCCAUGGCCGCCCUGCAGAGCCCGCUCCUCGGCGGCGCCGGCGUCUCGCCGGACGCGAGCUCUCCGCGGCGCCGUGUCCGCCGUCCGUGGGCCGCGCUGGGCAUCGCCGUGGCGCUGCUGGCCCUGGCCGGCGUCCUGCUGCUGCUGUUGAGCCCCGGUGCCGAGCCUGCCGCUGAUCGGAGCCGGAGCUCGAGGGUGUCUGGCGCGCGGGAGAGCCGGCACGAGGUGGAGUCCGGCGCGGCCGCGGUGGCCGCGGACGACGGGCGGUGCUCGGAGGUGGGCGCCGCGGCGCUGCGCGCGGGCGGGCACGCCGUGGACGCGGCCGUGGCGGCGGCGCUCUGCCUCGGCGUGGUGCACCCGAUGUCGAGCGGCCUCGGCGGCGGCGCGUUCAUCGUGGUGAGGGACGCGGCCUCCGGCGACGCCGUCGCCUUCGACGCCCGCGAGACGGCGCCGGCCGCGGCCACGCCGACCAUGUACGCCGCCGACCCGACGACCAAGUUCAAGGGCGCGCUGGCCAUGGGCGUGCCGGGGGAGCUCGCCGGCCUGCAUGUCGCGUGGUCGCGCUACGGCCGGCUGCCGUGGAAGUCACUCUUCGCGCCGGCGAUCGCGCUCGCUCGCGACGGCUACACCAUCGUGUCCUACGUGGCCAAUGCGCUCAAGGACGAGGAGGUCGACGUGCUCGCCGACCCCGGCCUGCGCGCCGUGUUCGCGCCCGGCGGGCGGCUCCUGCGCGACGGCGAGCUCUGCCGCAACCCGGCGCUCGCGGACGUGCUGGAGACCCUGGCGGAGGACGGCAUCUCGGCGUUCUAUGGCGGCGCAGUCGGGGAGAGGCUCGCGGAGGACGUGAGGCGGGCGGGGGGCAUCGUGACGCUCGAGGACCUGAAGGGGUACAGGGUGGGGGUGAGCAAGGCCAUGGAAGCCGACGCCAUGGGCUUCACCUUCCUCGGCAUGCCGCCGCCGUCCAGCGGCACCGUCGGCUUGGCGCUGGUGCUGAACGUAUUGGGCGGGUACAAGUCGACCGAGUUCCUGAGAGGGUUUCUGGGCGUGCACCGGCUGAUCGAGGCGGUGAAGCACAUGCUGGCCGUGCGGAUGGACCUCGGGGACCCCGGCUUCGUCAACGUCGCCGGCAACGUCUCCGAGAUGAUAUCGCCGGAGUUCGCGGACAAGAUCCGGCGGAGGAUCGCCGACAACACCACCUUCCCUCCCGCCUACUACCUCGCAAAAUGGAGCCAGCUGCGUGACAACGGCACGAGCCACCUGUGCGUGGUGGACGGCGACCGGAACGCGGUGGCGAUGACGACGACGGUGAACUACUACUUCGGUGCGCACGUGUUGUCGCCGUCCACCGGCAUCGUGCUCAACAACGAGAUGGACGACUUCUCGGUGCCGUCGUCGAACCCGGCCCCGGACAAGCUCCCGCCGGCGCCGGCCAACUUCAUCGCCCCGGGGAAGCGGCCGCUCUCCUCCAUGACGCCGGCGAUCAUCCUCAGAGACGGGCAGUUGGCCGGCGUGGUGGGCGCCAGCGGUGGCACCAACAUCAUCACGGCGGUGACGCAGGUGUUCCUGAACCACUUCGUGAUGGGGAUGAGCCCCCUCGCCGCGGUGCAGAGCCCCAGGGUGUACCACAAGCUGGUGCCCAACGUGGUGCGGUACGAGGACGUCACGAUGGCCGACGGCGAGGUGAUCGAGUUCAGCACCGAGGCGAUGGAGUUUCUACGGCGGAGGGGCCACGUGCUGGAGAGCACGUCGCCCGGGGCUGUGUGCCAGCUGAUCGUGCAGGACUUGCUGGCGCCGGUCUCUGGGGCCGGUGGUGGCGGCGAGAACGUGUUCCGCGGGAUGCUGACGGCGGUGAGCGACCCGAGGAAAGACGGCAGCCCUGCGGGAGUAUGA
Triticum turgidum subsp. durum (durum wheat) is the source of this 2031-nucleotide messenger RNA. NCBI's taxonomy places the organism in Eukaryota, Viridiplantae, Streptophyta, Magnoliopsida, Poales, Poaceae. The record is from the annotation of a GenBank genome assembly.